AGCCGGGGCCGCGCUCCGCUGUGGGGCUGUGCUCCGCUCCCGGCCGGUCCCGCUGAGCCGGAGGUGCCUUUGCAGUUGUAGAACGACGCCCUAAAUGGCCGCGUGGGUACCGGUUCCACGCCGCUCGCGGCCGUGUUCCUCAGGCAGGCGCUGCUCGGGCGCGGCUCUCUGGCGCAAAGCGGCUGUAAGCGGGCGGGGGCUCCAUGGCACCCGUACGCAGUUCACAGCGUCCAUUUUCUGUUGCCCUCUUCACCCCCGGCCCGGCUGCAAGGGAUGAGACGAGCUGCACCUGCGCGCUCCCGUCUGCUGGCAGACAACUCCCUGGGACCCACAGCUUGGAGGGCGAGCGUGGGGCCGGUUCAGCGGCGAGCCCCAGGCAGAGCCCGGGUUAUGGGGCUGACAGGCUCCUGCUUGGCCGUUCCCCCGACCGCGGCGUGCGUGCGUCCGGUGUGAGGGCACAGCAGGGUGACGAGAGCGAGACGUGGGUCGCUCCUGGGGCGGAGUGGGGGAGAAGAGUCUCCAGGCAGUUCCUCACUGGCGGCGGGGCGUUCCUGCCAGCGCGGAGGGCUCUGCGGACCCCUGCGCUGGCACUGGAACAGGCACCGGCAGCUUAAACCCGUCGGUGUCAAAUGCAGAGGCAGCGGUUCCCCGGCCCCGCGCUACAGCAGGUUGGGAUGUUGGUCUCUAUCCUUUCCUGUCACAUGGCUGGUAAUAGGAUCCCUCAUCUGCCACUCGGCACCUCGCCGGGGCGCAGUUUCAGGACACAUGCUGUAGGGCCGCCGCUUCCCGCACUUCGCGCUCUUCCUGGCCGCCCGCGACCACCUCUGCCCCCAGAGCGGUGGGGCUGCCUCCUACGAGUGCGGUGCGGCCCCGCGGCCGCUGCCCAUGGAGCCCCCCGCCCUCGCUGCCGUCCUGGCCUUGUCAGGGCUGGCGCUGAGCUGCUGCCGGGAGCCCGUUCUCUCCGAAUGUUAUACAGCAAAUGGGGCCGACUAUCGUGGCACUCAGAACCAGACCUCCCAAUAUGCAGGGAAACCUUGUCUUUUUUGGAAUGAAACCUUUGAGCAUCCUUAUAAUACUUUGAAAUAUCCCAAUGGGGAGGGAGGGCUUGGAGAGCAUAACUACUGCAGGAACCCUGAUGGCGAUGUGAGUCCAUGGUGCUACAUUGCAGAACAUGAGGAUGGAAUAUAUUGGAAAUACUGUGAAAUUCCAUCCUGCCGAAUGCCGGGGAAUCUAGGGUGUUACAAGGACCAUGGAGAGCCACCACCUUUGACUGGCACCAGUGAGACCUCCAAUAAACUUACUAUCCAAACAUGCAUCAGUUCCUGUCGAAGUCAACAAUUCAAGUUUGCAGGCAUGGAGUCAGGUUAUGCUUGUUUCUGUGGAAAUAAUCCUGACUACUGGAGAUAUGGGGAGGCAGCCAGUACGGAAUGCAACAGUGUUUGCUUUGGAGACCAUACUCAGCCUUGCGGUGGGGAUGGCAGAGUCAUUCUUUUUGACACCCUUAUUGGUGCCUGUGGAGGGAAUUACACUUCUGCUACAGCUGUGAUCUAUUCCCCAGAUUUUCCUGACACAUACGGCACAGGCAAAGUCUGUUACUGGACCAUACAGGUUCCAGGAGCAUCUCAAAUCCACUUCAGCUUUGCCCUUUUUGAAAUCAAAGAUGCUACAGAUAUGGUGGAACUGCUGGAUGGCUAUACCUAUCAUGUUCUAGCUCGUUUUAAUGGCAAGAACAGGCCUCCCCAGACAUUUAACAUCUCUUUGGAUUUUGUCAUUUUGUACUUUUUCUCAGAUGAAAUUAAUCAAGCCCAGGGAUUUGCUAUCAGAUACAGAGCUGUGAAGGACAAUGCGCAUCAAAACAAGAUUCUAGUGAAUCAGACCUUUUCAGAGAAGAUAAAUGAACAGGCAAAUCUCAGCAUCAGCGCAGCCCGGUCAUCAAAGAUACUUUAUGUCAUCACAACCAGCCCAAGUCAUCCCAGUAGCUCCAUGCCUGAGUGGACAAUAUAUAGUCUCACAGCACUUCUCCUCCUAAGUAUUACAGCCAUAAUAGCAAAGAUAUUCCUCCACAUUACCGUGAGAUCCCAUCAGAUACCAUCUGCAACUGGAACAGAAGAUUCCAAUGAGGUUACCUCUGCUGGAGAAAUCUGGAGUAUAUUUUACCAGCCAUCCACGUCAAUAUCCAUCUUCAAGAAAAAGCUUCGAAGUCAACAAGAUGAUUGCAACCCACUAGUGGGAAACUGAAGUAUCUUAUUUUACAAGAAUCAACCUUCUUAAAAUCCAGGUGACUUGGGAAUAAUUUUUUUUCUUUUUUCCUCUGAAUUUCAUACUUGUUUUCUGAAAAGUGCGUUUUCCAAAGGCUUUUAAGUGACUUUGCCUGUCUUCUGCUCCCUUGGGUACACUAAGGGCAACAGGAGCAAUUAACUGCAGCAAUAGUUUUGAACUAUCUGGUGUUCAUUGAAUCUGUGGUGCUGUUAAUUACUGCCUUGAGACUAGUGCACUUAAAAUCUGUGUAAAAACCUGUGAAACACAGAAUGCCCUGUACUCCUGCAAAAAGUGACUGCAAAAAGGAGUAUCUGCAGGUUGAGGACUUCUUGUGUCCUGCUUUCCUGUGUAACUGUAUUGUGUCAGGCUACUUUAGUCCCUUUUAUCUCAAUGCUGAAGACUGAGAUAGGUACUGAUAACCUGCUGAGCUGCCAAAGCAACCAGAAUUCACUAGCCUGAAUAUAAAUGUGUUUAACUGGUUCUGCACAGUAAAAUGGGAGUCAAAGACUUUGCGAUCAGCCUGGUUGCCCAGUGCUCUGCUGCUUCUACGGUUUCUAGAAGCAUAGAUGUACAAAUAAAAUCAAAUUCAGGAGACAAACACUCUGGAAUUUCAGCUGCAAAUGUGAAUUUUGAUGGAGAAAUGCUUACCAGGUCAGGAUCAGCAUGAGCAAUGGAGACUUUUAAAUGACCGUGUUUGACCCAUCAUUCACUGAUGGUUAUGAUGAUUUUGUUCAUAUUCACAGUGAUCUUUUAAAACACUACCAUACUCCAGACUGAAGUCCUGGAUGUCAGCCUGGGACUUCUUAAAGGAUUGUCCAAAGAAAUUGUAAAUCCACUGAAUUUUUAAACAGUGAGGCUGACUAAGACAAAUUCUUACUCUGAAGUUAAAGAUACUGAUCUUGGCAGCCUAAACUACAAAGUUGUAGCCUGCUGUCAACAAGUCACCUAUGCCAGGCUGCGCAUCUGAGCAUAUACAAGUUGCCUUGAUACUUACUUGUGAGAAGAAAAAGUGUCUCUGUGCCUGCAAAAUUAAAACUGAACCGCAUUUUUUAGAUUAAUACUCCUGACUGUCAAAGAACUAAUACGUCAGUGGGGAUCUGAUCUGUGAAAUUUCUCAUUGAUUGCAACAGACAGAAUUAAGUCUUUUUCCUCUGUGGCAGAAUAUCUGUCUGCCCACAAUGCUCAAACUUCUCAUCCCACCACUGGGGAUCAACAGUGGUGAUAUAUCCAACCUUUCAGCCUCAGCCAGUCAGACUAGCAAGAUAUUUGGGAAAAGCUGAUAAUGCAGAAAUCAGAUAAAUUGACUGGAAAACUGAAUGAGCAGCUCUGUGAACUAAGAGGACAUUCAGUGAGAGCCAUUAAAGUACAAAUGGACAAAUGGAAUAGAUACCAGUUUAAAUAUACACCAACAGUCAGUGUAUAUCAGAACUGCAGUCACAGAACAACUAUUAAAUGCAUCUGCAAAAGAGAGCUAAUAAACUUGUAACCAAGCUUAAAUUCAUCAUAGUAUCUGCCCUGUUUUUAACAUGUAAAUGCCUACUCUUCAUGAGGUCUAGAGAUUUCUUUGGAAAAGCUGGCAUGUAAGAAUAAACAAUGAGAUACUGUGCCUUACUUGCCAUUGUAGAUCUAGUAUUUUACCUGAAUUUAAUUCAUCCAAGCUCCAUUUAUGUACCACAGAUGAGUGCCAGAGACAGCUGAACAAUAGCGCAACAAAUGCUUAAUAAAAACAAGACCUUACUGACACAGCAUUUAUGGAAUUGUUUAUAUAAAAAACGUGGAAUAUCAUGGGAACAUCUAGUACUUUAUUGCAUGAGCUGCUGGAAAGAACAUAGGAAAAUACAAUUACCAUAUUGCCUAAAAUCAAGACAGGACAAGUUGUAAAAUACACUUGUUCCCUCUUUCGUGUCAUCACAUUGAGCCAAAAACCAUUACCUCUUUCAGACCAAACAAAAAAUUCUGAAUUGACGUUUUAACUGUCAAGUUUUGCAUCAUACUGUGUAGGGAAGGUGUCCAUCUCAGAUUCCCAGCAAAACAAAUUAGUUUGCUUCCUAAGCAUGCUUAAUAUGGUUCAGUAAUGGAAAACUGGGAGGAGAGAGUCACACUGUAAAGCUAGAUCCUUAAGAGAGAAGUUAUGAGUACACUGUGAUGAAGCUGUUUGCUUGCCUUAUUAAAUGUUCUUGAGCAGUUAAAUAGUCAAAUAGUCAAAGGGCUAUUCAUAUCAGCUAAUGCUAAUAAACUGGGGAAGAAAAAAUAAAUCAGUGUCCCAUGACUGAUUUCUGCCCACUGCAGAAUGAAAAAAUACAGAACUGUUUAGACUGGUCUUCAGAAAAUAAUGUAAUUUCCCUAUAAAAUUAGGGAAAGCCCAUUACAAACAACCACGAAAAAGAGAAAUGCUGCUAAUGCAAAAUCAGAGAAUUUAGAAACUGAGGUUUUGCUUUGGUCCCUUAGUCCUCAACUAUUUUUUACAUAAUAAAAUUGCAUUUCAUGGGCCUGUCUUAGGGAAAGUUUACCCAAUUUCUGUACAAAAGACCCAUAAAACUAGCAGUUACAGCAGAUUAACUAGCCAUGGCAACAAUGAAUGUGACUAAGCCUAAGGUAUUGGACAGUGUGCAGGUAAACACACUACUAACAGUGUAGAGGAAAUUAUGAUGUCUCCCCCACCCCCUGAAUCUUUCAGAUUGUCUGAGUCUAGAUACUUUUAAUACAUGGUCCCUUAAAUAGCACUUCUUCCUCUGCAGGCAUGAGAUCAUAGGAAGCAGGUAGGGUCUCCUGUGGAUUUUUAGAAGAUGUGGUACGGUGGGUUGUGCUCCCUGUGCAAACACUUCAGUGGAUGGUGGUAAAUGGCCAAUGUUUGUGGCAGCCAUUAACAUCACUUUUUGAUGUUUCCUAGAAGGCUUUGGGGAGGGAAAGAAGAAAAGUCUGAUAUGCACAGCUGUUAUAAUCCCAGAGGAUUCAGCAUACAGGAAUGGUCCUGUGGCACUAGCAGCUGAGUGCUGACAGCUGGAGGGCACAGACACCUUGGGUGGUUCGUGUUCAUAGUGUUACCUUCCACUAACUGAAAUGACUGCGGAAAAAUUUGUUUGGAAUUGUAUCUGAAUGGCCUUCUGACCUCCUACCCAGCAAUUCCCUCCACAGGCUGGACAGGCUGCAAACUUGACAUUGGCCACAAUUUCAAAAGCAACUGGUUUGACAACAAAACCAUCAAGAGGAGCUGCCUCUUCAUACACAGGCAUUCCCUCUUCACUCAGCUGGCUGCGUGGUGGUGCAGUAAACCAAUCAGGUUAAAAAUGAUUAUUGCUUUUUCUUCCCCAAGUUCCUUUUAACAGAGAUGAGUUCUCCAAGCUGCUUUACUGAGUGGGUUGCAAAGAGGUGAACUAGCACAGCUAAGUGGACAGUAAGCCAUAGUUAAAAGACAGUUGUCUACCCCAGAAGCAGAGCAGUAAGUACUCUUGAUAGCACUGCCAUCGCAGCAGUUUGUGAGCCUGCCUUCUUGCUUCAUGCAGCAUCUCAGUUACAAUAGCCUGCAGUGUCUGUGGCCCUCAGGUGAAAGGGGACAGCUGGACAAGUGGCAUCCUCCAUUCAAAAUGUACAUUUGAAACUAGUUUACUUUGUUGACUAGCUGAUUUCUGUUUGUACUUUUGUCUUAAUACUGUUAUGGGGGAAAUAGAGAAUAUGUUAUUUAAAAAUGUGUGAUAUGUUAUCAUAGUAAUAUAUAUUUAUAUAUGUAUAGGAAAUGCAUUAUUUAAUACAGCAUAUUAUGCUUGUAUGUUGCUAACAUAGGAAGAGAAAAUGUUAGUUUACACUGUGGGAAAAUAAAUUUUCUAUACACUGUAA
Messenger RNA from Melopsittacus undulatus (budgerigar), 6093 nucleotides. RefSeq names its product kringle containing transmembrane protein 1 (gene KREMEN1). Bases 886 to 2238 code for a protein of 450 amino acids. Gene Ontology annotation, cellular component: plasma membrane. Gene Ontology annotation, biological process: Wnt signaling pathway; multicellular organism development. NCBI's taxonomy places the organism in Eukaryota, Metazoa, Chordata, Aves, Psittaciformes, Psittaculidae. The transcript has 9 exons. The record is from RefSeq and is a predicted model, not a curated record.